This is a messenger RNA of Metarhizium acridum CQMa 102, 1638 nucleotides long. Lineage: Eukaryota; Fungi; Ascomycota; Sordariomycetes; Hypocreales; Clavicipitaceae. The record is from RefSeq and is a predicted model, not a curated record.
AUGCGUUGGCCGCCUCUCAACCUUUUUUACGCAUUUACCAUUGUUGUCAUUGCAUUUGGGUCGAUUCCAAAAGGCUAUGAUGAGGGCGGCUUCGCUUCAGCGUCGGGGCUCAGGUCUUUUUUGACGGACUUCGGCCUCACCAGAGGACGAUGGACUGGCGACCCAUCUCAGUUAGCCACUCGAAGAGCUGUUGUCUCAUCCUUGGGAGUUCUUGGUGCAGCCAUCGGAGCUGGUAUGGCCAUAUACGUCACCGAUGUCAUUGGGCGACUUCGCACCUGGCAACUCUUCACACUUCUGUGGAUGACGGGUUUCUUUACUGUCACCUUUGCUUCGGGAAACGUUGGCGUGCUGCUGUUUGCGAGAAUCUGGGGAGGCAUUGGCGCUGGCGGCCUGACUGUUGUUGCACCGUUGUACUUGUCAGAGAUUGCAAAGGCAAAAAACAGAGGCAUGAUUGUGUCAGUAUACAUGGUUGUUCUGUUGACAACUUUGAUGCUGGGUAGGCCAACUUCACUUACCGUUAAAAUCGUCGCCUUGACACUUUACAGAGUGCUAACUUCGUCGUCAGGGUUUUUCAUUAGUUACGCCGCUCGCAGGACGAUGAAAUCAAAUCGAGAGCAAUACCGAGUUGUUCUUGCUGUGCCCCAGAUUCCCGUGGGUAUUGCACUUUUCUGCUCACUCUUUUUGCACGAUACCCCCCGCUGGCUUGCAUCCAAGAACCGGCAUAACGAGGCUCUCAUUGUCCUGGCCAGGUUGCGCAACAAGUCGAUGGAAGAUUCCGAGGUCCAGAGCGAAUACAGCGAAAUGCAGCAAGAAGUGGUGAGCAAGAAUCUCAUUCUUGCGGACACGUCGACUUGGACCAUCAUUAAGGAAGUCGCUACAGUACCCACCUAUCGCAGUCGAUUCCUGCUCGGCCUCGCGAUGCAAACAUUUGCUCAAUGGAGCGGUGGCAAUGGCAUCACUUACUACAUUCCUGAAAUUUUCCGUCUGGCCGGUAUCACAACCAACCGCGCGUUGAUCAACGCAGGUGGAUACGGCGCUACGAAACUUGUCUUCACCAUGGUGUUUACAUGGGGAUUGAUAGAUUACUUCGGCCGCCGACGUUGCUUCAUGACUGGCUUAGCCAUGCAAUGCGCAACACAUAUCUACAUGGCCAUAUACAUGGGAAUCUGGCGCCGUAGCAAUAACCAAUCUGCCUCCGCCGCAGCCAUUGCGUCUGUGUUCGUCUAUGCCAUCGGCUGGUCUAUUGGCCUCUGUACAGUUCAGUACCUCUACGGGACAGAAAUCCUACCCACGCGUGUCCGGGGAGUGUGCUAUUCGAUGAAUAUGAUGGUUCACUGGCUAUUUCAAUUCGCUGUUGUGCGAACCACACCCCCAAUGUUUCGAAACCUCGACGUCUGGGGAGCUUAUGUAUUUUGGGCACUCAUCUGCUUCAUUGGCUUGGUCGUACUUGGCAUAUGGGCGCCUGAGACAAAGGGAGUGCAAUUGGAAAGGAUGGGAGAAUUGUUUGAAGGCCCGUGGUACAAGACGUGGAAGGCCAAGUUCAAUAUCAACAGUGAUGAGGAGUCGUUGCACUUGCAAACCAGUCGGCACUCGGUAGUUCACCAGCAUGAGAAUCGUAAUAAGACAUCGGUGGGUUGA